Molecule: messenger RNA, 864 nt
Organism: Necator americanus (New World hookworm)
Lineage: Eukaryota; Metazoa; Nematoda; Chromadorea; Rhabditida; Ancylostomatidae
Exons: 1
Coding region: 1-864 (287 amino acids)
Biological process (GO): DNA integration
Molecular function (GO): nucleic acid binding
Source: RefSeq, a predicted model, not a curated record
AUGGCCAACGUGAGGAAAUACUACUGGAUUCCCAAACUUCGACAGCUAGUGCAACAAGUCACAAUCGGGAGAUGCGUUCCGUGUCAGAAAAUGAACAACCUUCCGUUCAAGUAUCCGGAGAUGGAGGACCUCCCUGAUCGACGCGUACAAAGAGCACGGCCAUUCGAGCACGUUGACAUCGAUUAUUUUGGUCCCCUCACGGUAAAAGAGUGCGAUGAAACCAUCAAAGCUUAUGGUAUUAUCAUGACGUGUACAGUGACAAGGCUUCUCCACUUGGAACUCGUGUCAGAUAUGACUACUGCUAACCUGCUAAACGCUCUACGACGGUUCUUUGCUAGGAGAGGUGUCCCAACCUCGAUCACUUCGGACAACGGGCCCUAUUUUCUUCUAGGAGAGCAGAUUCUCCAGGAUGCUGUACUGCCGGUCAUCAACGACAAAUCCUUGGCCAACGCCAUGGCUACAAAGGGAAUCACGAGGAAGACAAUCACGCUGUACGUUCCGUGGCAGAGAGCUUUCUGUGAGCGUUUGAUCAAAUCUGUUAAACAUUCCCUUUACAAAGUCAUUCAAGGAAAGGUCCUAACGAAGUCAGAAAUGGAAACCUUGCUGAUUGAGAUUGAAGGCAGUCUCAAUACAAGACCGCUGUCAUAUCAAGAACAGCAUUGGAAUGAAGCUCUGAUUUUGCGACCGAUCGACUUCAUACAACGUGACAUGGUGAUCACAUUCCCCUUUGAAACAUGUAGCACCGGAAGUGAGGAUGAAAACUAUCUUCCGCCUGAGGAGAAAAUUGCAUUUCGAAACCGUCGCCAAACGAAAGAGGCUCUUAAACCAAGUCACGAGUAUACGGAGCGCUUCUGGAAAAUAUAG